Molecule: messenger RNA, 390 nt
Organism: Ostreobium quekettii
Lineage: Eukaryota; Viridiplantae; Chlorophyta; Ulvophyceae; Bryopsidales; Ostreobiaceae
Source: the annotation of a GenBank genome assembly
AUGGAGCUGGGAUCUCGAUUGUGCUGUGGUGUUGGGUCAACCACCAUGCAUAGGUUGAGACAACCACCACACAGUCCAACCCAGUGCACCCCCAUGCAUUGGUUGCUACUGGCAGAUCAUGCCAAAAUCGAAAGUCUGAGACGCUCGCUGGUGGAUGAUGUUGCCGUUUGUGUGCCUGUGCUGCAGGUGGUGAAGGACUCUGACUUUGUGAGUUCCGUCCUUUCUUCCCUCCCUGGUGUGGAUCCUGAGGACCCAAUGGUCAAGAGUGCUGUUGAGAACCUCCAGGGCUCGCGAAAAGACGAGGAGCAAGGGGAGGAUGGCAAGGACAACGACUCAAAGGGCCAGAAGAGCACUAAGAAGGACAAGAAAGAUGAAGGUCACAGUAGCUGA